AAGUGGCCUGACGUCACACUCCCACAAUGCUCGCGCCCCAGAACUCUGGCGCUGCAGCCUGAGCAGAGCGAGCCACUCAGGCCCCGAAAAAAGCCAAAAAUUAUAGAAAAAUUGUCAAAAAAUAAUAAAACAACAGAUCCUGAGGAGAAACCCCGGAAAAUGUGUCGUGGGAUCUCCCGCGAACAAGCAAAAUGAGCAGUACUAAUAUCUACUGGACCCCACCCAUGUCAUUUGGGACUGGGUGAAAGAGAGAGAGAGACAGACUGCUAUUUUUCUUUAACUUCUGAACCUAAAGAACGAUUUUUCAAAGGAGAGACUGCAUAGAACCCGCCCUCUUAAACUCCACCCCAGGCAAGAUCCAAACAGAGCCUGGAAGGUUGGGCAGCAACGGCCGGGGUUCAAUGGCAACGGCACCAUAGGGCUGCCAUGGCAGCAGCUGCCACCGAUGCCCCACACCACAUAACCACACUGACGCCGGAGGACGAGGAUCGACGAGCUGCCCCCAAACUGUUUGGAGGUCCAGCUCAAGUGAGGACAGAGAGUGAGAAGGAGACAGAGAAGGAGGAAAGCGGCAAGGAGUGUUUGGUGUGUGGCACUUUUUUCAGCUCACAGGAUAAGCUUCAGAUCCACACAUUCAGUCACACAGGAGAGAAACCUUUCCACUGUUCCCAGCCCCACUGCCACAAGGCCUUCAGCUCCAAAUAUAAGCUCUACAGGCAUAUGGCCACACACUCCCCACAGAAGACCCACCAGUGCUCAUUCUGUGAAAAGAUGUUCCACCGUAAAGAUCAUCUGAAAAAUCACCUGCAGACCCAUGACCCCAACAAAGAGGCUUUUAAGUGUGAGGAGUGUGGCAAGCACUAUAACACAAAGCUAGGCUACAAGCGCCAUGUGGCCAUGCACUCUGCCACAGCAGGAGACCUGACCUGCAAGGUAUGUUUGCAGAGCUACGAGAGCACUCCUGCCCUCUUGGAUCACCUCAAGAGCCAUUCUGGCAAGUCUUCAGGUGGUACCAAGGAGAAGAAACACCCAUGCGAUCACUGUGACCGUCGCUUCUACACCCGCAAGGAUGUUCGCCGACACAUGGUAGUGCACACGGGUCGCAAAGAUUUCCUGUGCCAGUACUGUGCCCAGCGCUUCGGAAGAAAGGACCACCUCACACGACAUGUGAAGAAGAGCCACUCACAGGAGCUGCUGAAGAUCAAGACAGAGCCACCAGAUAUGCUGACUCUACUUGGUUCUGGCUCUCCAACCUGUGCUGUGAAGGAAGAGCUCAGUCCUAUGAUGUGUAGCAUGGGCCCCAACAAGGACUCCAUGAUGACCAAACCUUUCCGCAGUGGUACCCCUUUCUCUAUGGGCAUGUACAACCCACACCACCUCCAGGCCAUGUCCAGCCCAGGAUUGGGUCACCAUCACUCCUUGGUUCCUGGGUCACUGUCUGCUGCUAUGGGUAUGGGUUGCUCCAUGGAGCCUCCUUCAGCCUUGCACCACCAUCAUCCACAUCACCACCACCACCACCACCCACACCAUCCUUCCCCUCCACCCCCACCACACCAGCAACAGACUCCACUGCAACCCCUACCCCAGCAGCAGCAUUCCCAGCCUCCCAAGUACCAGCUCGGAUCUACCUCAUACUUGCUGGAUAAGCCCCUAAAAGUGGAGAUGGAGAGUUACCUGAUGGAUCUGCAGAGUGGCUUGCCAGUCCCACCACCACCUUCAGCUGAUCCCCAUUCUGCUGCCUCACCUAAUAAAGAUGGUCUGGAGUCUCCACCCGGCUUAACGGAUGAGCUGUGUGGGGAUCCCCUCCUAUCUAAAAGCCCUGCCGUCAUUGCUGAAUCUCUGUGUGCUGCUAACAUGGACUUCUCCCAUUUACUGGGCUUCUUUCCGCUAAACCUGCCUCCCUAUAGCACUCCUAUGAGUUCAGGAGGCCUGGUGAUGGGCUACUCCACCUCCACUGCUUCUUCUUCCUCAUCAUCAUCAGCAUCUUCACAUGCUGCCGAGUCUCAUGCUGCCACAGCAACAGCCUCAGUGCCUCUUACCUCUUUGCAACAUCAACCUCAGGAGCAACCAGGCUCCAGUGGAGGUCUUGGUCUUGGGUCCCUGCACCCACUCCCACCAGUGUUUAGCUCCAGCCUUAGCACGACCACCUUGCCUCGCUUCCAUCAGGCCUUUCAAUGAGGCUCCCACCCCACCCUGGUCAGCCACAGGAUGAGACAGCUGAGGUGGCCCAGGGAAGAGGAGCUUUAGGGCUCCCUCUAGGGGUGGGAGAAUAAAACAAUUGAACACAUAGAAGCCUUAAUUGAAGUGCACAAAUGCUUUUAAAUGAGCCUGGAUAAAACAAUUUAUUUUCAAAAAGGAAGUAAAACAUAGGAAAUAAGAAUACCAUGGAGCGUUUACUUAGGCUUUUUCAUCUAUAUUUUAGUUAAAACUUCCCCCCAACCCUUGUCUCACCAAUUACUAGUUAGGAGGCAGCACCAACAGGCCUUUAAGGAAUGGUACCACGUAAUAUAUAAAGUAAUAAUAUGAUUUGGAGAAAGGCAAAGAAUACUGUAUAAAAAGUAAUGUCUUUUAAGACUCUGAAAGAAUAGUUUGAAGUUGUUAAGGUUUUUUUUGUUUGUUUUUUUGCUUUUACAAAUAUGAGACUUUUUAUAUCGUCUCUGUUCUAUUAAAGUCAGGUAUCAUUUAAUUGCCCUUAAACUAAAACUGCCUUGGCAGCCAGGAGAGGAAAAUUAGUGGAGGAAUGAAGUGGUGAUGUUGCAUAAAAAUUCUCACCUCUUUAAAAAAAAAAAAAAAAAAAAAAAAAAAAAAAAGCAAA
This is a messenger RNA of Ictalurus punctatus (channel catfish), 2815 nucleotides long. It is a transcript of the gene plagl2, whose product is annotated as pleiomorphic adenoma gene-like 2. NCBI's taxonomy places the organism in Eukaryota, Metazoa, Chordata, Actinopteri, Siluriformes, Ictaluridae. Gene Ontology annotation, molecular function: RNA polymerase II transcription regulatory region sequence-specific DNA binding; DNA-binding transcription factor activity, RNA polymerase II-specific. The record is from RefSeq and is a predicted model, not a curated record. The transcript has 4 exons. Gene Ontology annotation, biological process: regulation of transcription by RNA polymerase II. The coding region runs from base 427 to 2178 and encodes 583 amino acids. Gene Ontology annotation, cellular component: nucleus.